Pimephales promelas (fathead minnow) is the source of this 728-nucleotide messenger RNA. The record is from RefSeq and is a predicted model, not a curated record. Lineage: Eukaryota; Metazoa; Chordata; Actinopteri; Cypriniformes; Leuciscidae.
UGUCUAUGGGAUCUGCAUGUAUGUAUCCAGUGGCCUUUGAGCAACGGUGCGGUGGGGGGCAACAUCUAAAUGACGUUGCCAUGUAUUUCAUUCUCCUCCUCAUAAGUUGGGGAGUGAAAAACUCAAGUGCAGUUAUUUCGAGCCGAGGACGGACAGAAGUGACAAUGACGUGCCUGAAAUUGGCAUGCCUUUUUUGCGUUGUCUUAUUGGUCUUCUCCUCCACUGUUGUCAUUUUCCUAGAUGCAAACCCCAUAAUUAAGGAGAGCUUUGCAAAGCAACUACUCCGCACUAAGAGACAGAAGCCUGGACACCCCGACGAACCUAUGAGGGAACACAUGCUACAUAUGCAGAGGCUGGAGCAAAGGGCUCGAGAGACCAGUAUGGAGAACUGGCUGAACCCUCACUGCUUCCCUCGUUGUGACCGCAGCUACGGCUACCCCGUGUAACCGGCCCGCAGUGAUCCAAAGGCUGAAGACAAGAAUUCCGGUGACGACAAUGCUGAUAACGAAAUGGAUUGCAAUCAAAGAAAAAAAAAUGCGGAGGAAGCCAAGGACAAAAAAACAAAACAAAAAAAAACACGAAGACAUCCACCCAUCGAUAGUUUAGGAGCAUUGUAGAUGUGUUAUUUAGAUGGAAAAUCUAAGAAUCGGUGUUUUUUAAACGAAUUACCAAAUUGCAUUUUUUAAUAAGAAACCAAUAAUCAACAUUAAAAAUAAUUUGCUUUCUGA